AUGAUCUCCACAGAUGACUUGGAGUAUCCACGAGAGUACCGGACGCUGGGGAACAGCGCUCGCCGCUUCUCCAAUGUCGGCCUGGUGCAUACGUCGGAGCACCGCCACACCGUCACGGCGGCCCAGAGCCUUGAGGCCCUCACCAACCUGCACAAGGUGGACAUGGAGCGCAAGAGGGACGCCUUCAUGGAUCACCUGAAGAGCAAGUACCAGCAGCAGCAGCAGCAACUGCAACAUCCGCAUCAUAGCCCACACCACACCCCACCGUCUCCCUCACCCUCCCACGCCAGCAUGAGGGGGUCAGAGCGGUCAGAGCGGUCAGAGCGGUCUGCACGAGAACAGGAAUCCCAACAGCAACAGCCCAACUACUGGAGCUUUAAGAGCCGCAGCCCAAGGCAUUCCCAGUCUACCCAGUCUGGGCUUGCCGACCAGGCCGCCAAGCUCUCCUUUGCCUCAGCUGAAUCCCUGGAGACUAUGUCAGAAGCCGAUAUCCCCGUCGGGUUUAACAGGAUGAACCGAUUCCGCCAGAGCCUGCCGCUGUCCCGUUCUGCCAGCCAGAAUAAGCUACGAUCUCCAGAUGAAUUUUCAGGCGUGCUGUUUCUGCAAUACGGAGACGAGACGCGUCGGGUUCACAUCACCCACGAGCUGAGCAGCCUGGACACGCUGCACGCCCUCAUCGUGCACAUGUUCCCUCAGAAGUUGACUGCAGGAAUGCUGAAGUCGUCCAAUACGGCCAUCUUGAUCAAGGACGAGGCACGGAAUGUCUUCUACGAGCUGGAGGAUGUCCGGGACAUCCAGGACCGCAGCAUCAUCAAGAUUUACCGCAAAGAGCCCAUCUACGCUUCCUAUCCUGCUGCACCACACCUGGCUAACGGAGACCUGAGGAGGGAUAUGGUUUACACCUCUCGUGACUCCUCCCCAACUCGCCGCCUCAACACCCUUCCAUCCUCUACGACCUCCAGCUCUCCAUCCCGCUCACGGCUCUCUUACAGCGGCGGCGGCCGUCCUCCAUCCUUCGCCGGAUCCCACUCCCAGCAUGAACAGCCCCGACACCCCCACCAUGCCUCGGCCGGUCACGGUCCAAACGCAGGCCUGUCUCCGUCGCCCAGCGCCAUCCUGGAGCGCCGCGAUGUCAAGCCUGAUGAAGAAGUCUCUGCAAAGAAUAUGGCUCUGAUGAAGAACGAGAGCCUGUAUGCAGAUCCCUACAGCCUGAUGCACGAGGGCCGCCUCAGCAUCGCCUCCACCCAGUCACUAGCUGCCAUCGGAGACCCCUUUAGCUUCCCGGUAACCAGUGGCCUGUAUCGCCGUGGCUCUGUGCGCUCCCUAAGCACCUACUCAGCUGCUGCUCUUCAAGGGGACCUGGAGGACUCCCUUUACAAGCCUGGAGGUUCACUCUACUCUGACACUUACUCCUCAGCCACACUGGGCAUGGGAUUUCGCAUGCCGCCCUCAUCCCCGCAGAAGAUCCCCGAUAUGCAGAUGAGGGACAGGGACUCGUAUUCCAACUCGCCCAGCAGAGCCUCACCUGUCAGGCAGAACUUCCGCAAGGACUCUGCUUCCUCCUCUGUCUUUAUAGAGAGCCCCAAGUCUAGGCCCAGCUCUGGUUCAGAGCCUCUGUGUCUGACAGCCGGGCCCGGGGAGGGCGGCAGGGCCACACCUGGCUUUGGUUCCAUGUCUGGACAGGACCUUGAAACCAGCAGGGAUCAGCGCCUGGAGCGCAUGGAAGCGAUGGAGAAGCAGAUAGCCAGCCUCACUGGCCUUGUACAGAGCGUGUUGACCAGAGCACCAGACAGUGACAGCACAUGCGGCCUGCUGCGUCUCUGCAUGAUGGCGGGCUGCCCUCCAGACCAAGGGACGGAGUUCUCACGGCCCUUACCUUUUUCUUCCAGCGAGAAGACCGAAACCAACAGCGACGGCUCCGCCACUGGACCUGGACGGCUGAAGAAGAAAGCUCAUACACCGUCGGCACCGCUAGCUCUGAUGCCGCCACCACCUUCUAUCCUAACCCCGGUGAACGGUGCUGGCCGCUUGAAGAUGAAGCUCCACCUGAAUGGCCUGCAGCAGAACGCUACCGACCUGCGCAAACAGCUCAGCCAGCUACGCAAGAUGCAGAUGGAGAACCAGGAUUCAGUGCGAACUCUGUUGAAGCGGGCUGAAGCGGAGCUGAACGUGCGCGUGGCUGAUGCCCUCAGGAAGCAGGAGGAUCCUCUGCAGAGACAGCGCCUCCUGGUGGAGGAGGAGAGACUUAAGUACCUCAACGAGGAGGAGCUCAUCAUCCAGCAGCUCCAUGACCUGGAGAAGUCAGUGGAGGAGAUCCAGAAGGAGUCGUCUGUCAACCACAAGCUGGUGACAGUGCAGGAGCUGGAGGAGAAGACCACUCUUCUAAGAAAGCUGGGAGAAACACUCACAGAACUGAAAAAUCAGUUCCCUGGGCUGCAGAGUAAGAUGCGGGUGGUGCUCAGAGUGGAGGUGGAGGCCGUCAAAUUCUUGAAAGAAGAGCCGCACAGACUCGAUGCUCUGUUAAAACGCUGCAAGAGUAUAACUGACACCCUCGCCACCAUGCGCAAACAAGCGAAUGAGGGUGUGUGGAAGAAGCAGGAGGACUUCUCUAGUCCUUCAUCAAAGCACAAAGACGACUUGCGAAAGUAUUCAGACUUUGACAUCCACACCAGCCAACCGCUUACCAUCAAUGACCUUGGGGGAAGCAACAGCCUGUCAAACUGGAGCCCCCACUCCAGCCUCAGCCGGGGCCACGGGAACCUGUCUGGCCCUCACAAGGACAAUCAUCCUCCUGUUCCCCACAAAGGCAAAGCCCUGGAGGAACUGGAACGCCGUGCUUUAGCUGACAAAGCUUUGUCCGUGGAGGUCCGGCUGGCAGCAGAGCGGGACUGGGAGGAGAAACGGGCCAGUCUGACCCAGUACAGCGCACAGGACAUUAAUCGGUUGCUGGAGGAGACCCAGGCUGAGUUAAUGAAAGCUAUUCCAGACCUGGACUUUGCUGCCAAGCAGAUCAAAUCCUCCUCCAACACACCCACCUCCCAGAACCCCCAAAGUGGGGCGGGAACCCCAGAGCACCGUGUCGGCAAGCCCCAGCACAAACUCUCUGGGAAGGAGGGAGGAUCCAGGCGUGGCUCUGAUGAGCUGACUGUUCCACGAUAUCGCACAGAGAAACCCUCCAAGUCCCCUCCUCCUCCACCACCCAGACGUAGUUUCCCGUCUUCUCCAAGCAUAACCAGCCGCAGCGGAGAGCAACUGAUUCCUGGGAAAAGUAUAAAGAAGUCUGAAUCAGAAGAGACUGAAGGCCAGAAGCCGCACGUCAAACUGAGGAGAGCUGUUUCCGAAAACCCCCGUCCUGCAUCCACACCCCCGACACUCGCCUCUGGAGACAAGGAGGAUGGAGAGGAGGAGAAAACUGCUGCCGAAUUGGAGCUGUUUGAGAGAGUCCCAGUCAGGCUUUCUCUUCCGCUUCCCCUUUCCCUGCCUGUUAGUCCUCGCAGCAGGACAAGUGUCCCCCCAUGCAGACCGGACCUGUGGCCCUCUGAGGCCCCAGGCACUGAGGGAAGGUGCUUGUAUCCUGUCCCCCACAUCAUGUUGACAGAGUGUUCCCUGCCUUCACACACCACCUCAGAAGAUCCUGUCAGAGAUUCAGCCAAUGACCCCAUAGAGGACAUUCCAUCCCGCGAUUGGACUGUCCACAACACAGUCUACCAGAUUCCAUUUUCCAAAGAAAGGGAUUCAUUUGGAAGCCCUCCUCAGCGCAAGCAGCUUUGUGUUAAGGAGGAGUUAAGACAGGAAGUGGCCCUGCUGUUGACAGAGCUGGAGGUGAGGGUGGUGUCUCCUGAUGAGGCCGAGGAGCUCAGCAGGACUCUUGGAGAAUCCCUGCAGACCCUCAUCGUCUCACCACAGACCAAUGAUGUUCCUGCGGUCCAGCUGAGGGACCGCCCUCUCCUAGUUCUCAUCAAUGAGGGAAAAACUGUCAAAGAUGCCUACACGCUGCUGCAUAACCUUUUGGAGUCAUCCAAGCCGGUGCCCAAACCCAGAAUAAAAUCCUCCCUCCACUCGGGCCAGCAGUGCUCUCUGGUGGAAGCUCUGAGGAGGGGGAUAGAGACGGGGGAUAGAGUACUGAUACUUCAGCGCAACACUGAAAUUAAGAUUCCUGAGGAGAAAUCUGGGAACAUCACUUUUAAGUCGAGUGGAUCAGCUAGCUCUGUGGAUAGUGUGUCUAACCAGAACCAGAGGAAAGCAGGAGAAGAUAUCCGCUUCAGCACCUACAGGAGGCUGGACAGCUUGGAGGAGACUAUUCGUGAGCUGGAGAACACCUUGAUAGAGAUCAGCGGCCAUCCAAUGGCAGAGCAGCUCUACACUGAGACGACCACCACCAGCACUACGACCUCACAGACCAAGAAGCCACCGGUCCCGCCCAAGCCGCCGUCUUUCAGCCCAGCAUCGAUCCAGGUCGUCCAAUCCUCCGCUGCCUCCAAACUGAAGCACCUGCAGCAGAACAGCACAGACAAGACUAAAAGUGGCAGAAGAGAGGACUUUGUGAAGAUCCAGGGCCAGCAGCAGCAGUGAGCGACCUGCCUUGUCGAGCCUCUUUAGCUUCCUUCUCCUCCCGUUUGCCUGACAAGAGAUCUACACACAUCCAUCCACCCGUUUUACUUUACCAGCUUCUUUCAUAUCUCCAGUGUUUACUCUGAAAUCUGUGUGCAAGCAUGCAUGCCCGGGCAUGUUUGACUGUGAUGGUAAGGGAAGGAGCUGCAGCAGACGGUUGUCAACCAAUUUUAAGACUUUAAUUGUUCAUGAUUUUCCCUUUGACCCCUGAAAACCUCCCCCCAUUCCCCUGCCCUACUUCUGUGUCCCCGCUCUAACCUGAAGGCCUUGCAGACCA
This is a messenger RNA of Eleginops maclovinus (Patagonian blennie), 4888 nucleotides long. RefSeq names its product SRC kinase signaling inhibitor 1a (gene srcin1a). Lineage: Eukaryota; Metazoa; Chordata; Actinopteri; Perciformes; Eleginopidae. Gene Ontology annotation, cellular component: actin cytoskeleton; postsynaptic density; cytoplasm. The record is from RefSeq and is a predicted model, not a curated record. The transcript is spliced from 21 exons. The coding region runs from base 1 to 4572 and encodes 1523 amino acids. Gene Ontology annotation, biological process: regulation of dendritic spine morphogenesis.